AAGAUGAUGUGCUGGAAGUUUUGAGAUUGUGCAUUACGGGUUUUGCAGAAUAAGCGGUCAAUGUUUAGUGUAAAACUGCUAGAAACGCAUUUAUUUUUUCUCUUCAAUGUGCUCUGUUAGUGGAAAAAGUGAUUAAUAGAAGCCGGUAAGCACAUAUUUCUAAUAAGAUGGACCGACCAUGGUCUUAGCCUGUCUGGAGGGACAAGUACAAACAAAAAAAAAAAAAAAAUAUUUCUAAUAUUGUGAGUGUAAGGUUGUAGAUUUAAGUUGCUUAGGGUAUUUUGAUAAUGACGUGUUCCUUAAGUAAUUAACUGGUUAUAAAGAAGGACUACAGACAAAAGUAACGAAAAAUCUAUAUAAACUGUAAGCCGGUCAUCAUUGAUAACACGUAUAACAAUAUAGAUUCCUCUCAAACUUGGCUUUAUGGAUCUGAUGGUCUGAGCCAGUAAAAGUCAGAGAGAAAAAAAAGAUUCCCCUAUUCAAUAAGUAAUGAGACAGGAUCAAGUACAAUAAUUUCUUUUUCAAAAGCAAUAUUACCACACAAAUCGUCAUAGCUGAUGCGUCAUUGAUGUUCAAGUGUGAGCCCGCAAAUAUCUUAUCGAACAAUGCAAUAAAUGAUUAUAGAUAUCAAUUGUAAAUAACGCAAACUUCAAUAGUAACCAGAGCUCGCCUCAGUCAAUUGUAAAGCCGGAAAAGUACAAAACGUCGGGCGAAAAACUUCCAGCAAUUCAUUGGUUAUCUGUUACUGAACACGACCGGAAGGUGCUGGGAUGUGGCUGGCUGUUGUAGCGGCCCUUGCCAUAGCGGCUGUAGUGGCCGUGUCCGAUGCAGCCGGAAACGAUGCAAAUUUCUUAUUUACGAGCAAGCGCCUACCGGAAAAAGCCGUCACCCCAACGCUAGCAAACGGGCACCUCGCUUUCGUGGUAUACGGCGAUGCUGUUCACAUGAAUGGCGUCUACAAUGGCCUCGGAGGAGUGAGUCAUCGAGCCCGAAUUCCAAACUAUGCCAACAUUCAGUUGGUAAACUGCGCCGCUACUGUUGUCAAUGUCACCGGUUGUAACUACCAGCUGGAUAUGAAGAACAACAUGUUCCGGACGGUUUAUGAUGAUCCACUUGGGUAUUUUCGGGUGGUGCACGACGUCUACCCGCAUCGGUUUUUCGAUAAAGCAAUCGUCAACAAAAUCCGCAUUCAGCGUCUAAGCUCACAAAAUUUGAUAUCGGUUCAGAUACAACGAUAUCCAGGCUCAGCUAGUGUGGAUAUUACCUUCAAUCAACCACAACUGGUAGAUAUCAACGGGGUGAUUUACAACCGGCAUUGUGGUGUCACGAAACAAGUUGAAGAUUCUCGCUACCAAAACAGCGGACACGAUGUAUGCGUAUAUUUUAGUCAGCUGCCGCUGAAACUGGACCUAACUACGGACAAAACUGCAGAGGAAUUCUUUUUCCAUACUGUGUUCGCCACCACGACAACGGCAGCAGAAAAUGAAAUCCGUGCCAUGGCCAAUGCCGACGUUGAGGGACUGCAUAUACGAGAAAUGAAUCGUAUUUGGAGUCAAUACGGAAUCACCGUCGAAGGCAACGACAACUUGGAUCGCGUUCUCAAGGCCAGUUCUUUCUUUCUAUCUAGUUCUUUGCCUGGUGCCAACACUUAUCAACCGAGUAACUAUCCAUUCUAUGGUCUGUCACCCUCUGGUCUCGGUCGUGGCGGAGAAGAAUUGAAAGAAUAUCAAGGACACGGCUUCUGGGAUACGGAGAUGUGGAUGUAUCCACCGGUGCUGUUGAUGGAUCCCCUGAACGCUCGUAAGCUACUACGAUAUCGAACAGUAGUUCAACAAGCGGCUGCUGAUAAUGCCGCCAAGAAUGGUUACGAAGGAUGGCAGUUCCCUUGGGAGUCUGCCUUUACCGGGGCAGAGGUAACACCGGAUUGUUGUCCUCAUGUGUCGAACUUUCAACAUCACAUUACCGCGGAUGUCGCAUACGCGGCGCGGUUAUAUUACUACGCAACUCAGGAUAUAGAUUGGAUGCGCUCGGAAGGUUGUCGGUUGGCAUACGAAACGGCCAAGUUUUGGAGGAGCCGGGCUGAGUACAAUAACAAGACGGAUUUGUACGACAUUCAUCGUAUCAUGGGCCCUGACGAGGAUCACCACAAUAUUAGCAACAACGUGUUUACCAAUGUUGUAGCUGCACAUAAUCUAAUGUUUGGAAGUUUUGCCGGAUGCCUGUGCGAGGGAGUCGUCGAGUCAUCGGAAAGCGAACGCCAAGAAUUUACGAAAAUUGCUCGAGCUCUAACGUUGGUGUAUGACGAAAUGAGGGAUUUCCAUCCGCAAUAUGCCGGUUACACGCUUGGUGCCAUGAUCAAACAGGCUGACGUAGCUUUGCUUGGUUACCCACUGGAGUUCCCGAUGAAUGGAUCCACAAAGGAAAACAAUCUGCGGUAUUACGCCUAUGUCACCCGUUCGGAUGGGCCUGCUAUGACCUGGGCGAUUCACACGAUCGGUUUCCUGGAUUUGGAACAAUUUGAUUUAGCUGCGACCAUGUUCGAAAAAAGUUACAAACAAUACAUGCGAGAACCGUAUAACGUAUGGAGCGAGAAUGGUGAUGGAUCUGAGGGUGCCGGGAAUUUCAUCACUGGAGCCGGUGGUUUCCUACAAUCCGUCAUCAAUGGGUACGCGGGAGUUCGUCUGCGACACGGUGAACUUGUCAUCAGCUCACCACGGGUUCUUCCUCAUACUACCCGAUUGUACAUUCCGGAAAUCAAUUACUUGGGUGUUAAGUUUUUCCUGGACAUCAAGCCGGACCAAGUUUUGAUUGGAGUUAAACAAGGUUCCCUAUUGAAUGUGGUAAAGAUUUUCAUUGACGAUGUGGAGCAAAGCUUGUGCGAAACCUGUUCGACUUCGUUCAAUAAACGUGUGGUGAUCAGACCAGCGAUCGAACCGGAACUGAAAGGAUGUAAGUUGCAUGAAACUCAAAUCGGCAUCAAAGUGGCAGACCAAGACAACUCCGGAUUUACAUCACGGAUCAGCCCCGUCGUCAUCAUUACCCUGCUGAUAGCGUUCAUUCUGAGGAAGUUGUUAUGACCAUUAAUGCAACAUCACGUUCCGAGUACGGAAAAUGAUAUUAGUAGAGGGAACAACAGUAGAAAGAAACGAAAGAUGCAGCGGGUUCCCAAACGGUUACGACAUCAGUCGUAACGAUUGUAAUGUAGUAGGUAAUAAAUUUUUGUUUGGUUUCGAAAUGAAAAAAAAACAACAAUUAGAAUGUGCAGAAGGAUCUUUUGCAAUUUCUAUUUCGGGAGGCGCAUUGAUAAAGAUAAUUCAGUUUGCAGACUCUUGACACUAGCAGCCAUCGAUGAUCGAUUUGAGACGAAAUUCUGCGAUAACCGUUCUUUAAACCAUCCAAUAGCAAACAAUGGGAGUAGAGUUAUCUUAUCUACUAAAACAAUUGGAGUAGCAUUUGCUGUUCCGUUCAAUUGGUUUAAUUUGUAAUCAAAACGCUUAUAUUGAGCGUGUUUUAGCCAAGUAAUGGAGCGGUUUCGUUUAUUACACUACUCUUAACUAGUGUACCAUUGAUAUCAUUUUCUGUUUUACAUUAUUGUAGAAACAGUAUACGUAAAUCGAAAACACUACACCCAAACCUCCAUUUAUGAACCUUAUAUAUGUAUGCUUACACACUCACCUGUCUGCAUAUAUGUGUAUAUAUUUAUACAUAUAAAUGAUCGUUUUUACUUCACCAAUCUUUAUAUGUAUUAAGAAAUACAAACAUUUUCACACAUGCGUACGUAUAUUAAUACAUAUGUAAAGUACGUAAAUGGCGGUUUGGGUGUAUCAGUGUUCAUCAGAAACAGUACCAUAAUCCUUCUACCCUUCUAUUGGUCUUGUCGAUAAAGAUCAUUAGCCAUUGGAGUAGAUUUUUUUGUCGUGAAUACGACUUACUUUACUAUGGGUUGCCUUUUCAAAAUUUACCCUCUGAGAGAGUGAUAAGUUUUUGAUCGUGAAUAUCUUUUGUUGUAUCUAACGAAUCAACGUAAUUUUUGCUACACCCCAUCGGAAAUAUGAUCACAAUUUUAUGAUAAAAUUUUCGUUUGUGUGACAUAAUCUCAAAUAAUUCAAAAUUAAACUUUUCUGAAAUGUUUGGUAUAAACGAGUAUCAAAGGGGAUGAUCCAUUAGGCGCGUUUGCCUUGCUCGUAUUUUUAAAGCUCAUAGCUCAGUGAUCUGUGAAAGGAUUUAUAUAAUCUAAUUACCAAUAGAAUCGAAAUUUUUCAACUUAAACGUGUAUAGCAAAAGCAUUGAAGUAUUUCAAUAAUACACCAUUGAAAAACCUGUCUCAUUCGACCCAUGUUAACAGCAGCCAAUCAGAACGCAUUCUGAGGAAGAGAACAAAAUAUCUGCUGCUGUAUAACAAAUAGAUCGAGAAAAAUGUUCCGAAAAGUGUUGAAUAUCGUAGUGAGUUCCUCAAUUUAGUCGUUCUGAAUGCUAGAAACGAAUCUCUACAGCAUAUUGAUAGUUACUUUCAAUAAAUUAGGCAAAUCCGAAAAGAAAUAAUCGACAUUAAAAUUCUGUAUGCGGCUAUUUUUAUAGCCGUUAUGACCGCCCAUUAAUGAAAAAGUUACAAACGAAAUCAGGUAAAAACAAGCCUCUCAACAAAAAUUGAAUCAGUUUGGAUUUUAUCGCCACUGCGAGCAGAUGUAUUUUGUGUCGUUUGCAAAGCUAGUUUCGCUUCCGACAAGAGCGAUUACGUCACCGCUGCCAGUCAUUUGCAUUGGUGAAAAAGCAACGGUGGAGAGCAUUACACAAAAUCAGCCGUUCUAAUGGCUCCAAAAGUUUUCUAAAGAAAUAUUAGGAUUUCUUGCUCACAAAUAGAAGGGAAAUAUCCUCAGUUUGGUGCAAAUCUAGAACUGUUUGAUUUGAUUUUUGCACUUUUUGCUGUGUGAAAUUCACAGUAAUCUAGAUCAAGUAAAGCCUUCUUUGUUUUUUUUUGCGAAAAAUGUGGAAAAGGGGAAUGCUUGCAUAAUUCAUACAAUUGAUCAACUAAUUGAUAUUCGGAAGUGUUUAGGAACAUGUCAGUUGUUUUCGUAUUCACGACAUCCAGUUAUGUCUCUGACAUUACCCACCCGCCUUUUUAUAUGUACUCAGGGCCUAAUCUUUCUUGAGCCCAACAGUAAUGACAAAAAGUUCCUCCAAAACGAAGCUCGCAUCGAUUGUACGUGGGUUUGUACGAUUACCUACUGCAAACACAUGAAUAUGUCAAUUGUUAUUCUUCGACGUCAUCAUAGACAGACCGAUUCGCCUAAAUCAAUCUUCAAUCCGAUGUAUGUUGUCAUCAUCACAAUGUCCGUGUUAUUUAUUUGUUCAGUUAAUCGUCUGUUCAUUCCUUCCCAAAUUAGCGGUUCAAUGCAAAGGUAACUGAUCUUACGAGUCAGUAGUCGUAUGUCCGAGCCCCCGACCUAGAAGGAUUCUUAUGUCGUUUUUCAUUGAAAAACACUGGUGGCGUCGAUUGCUCUGGUGUUGCACUUUCGAGCAGAAGUGCAAUUUUUUACCGGUGUUUUAUUGUCAUUUCUGCUUGAAAGCGCAAAACCAGAGCAAUCCACGCCACCAGUGUUUUCAAAUGAGAAAACGCCAUUAGCGUCAGUAGGAUCGUAACACCAACCAUGCAAUGGUUUUACUACCCUAUGAAUCGGCUGAUUCAUAGGUCAAAUUAGACAUAAAUAAUGUAAUACCAAGGCUUUGCUUUACUAGGGUCAUUCCAGCUGAUCAUAAUAGUUUCCUUCUCUUCGUCGGGACUCAUCUCUUGUGAGCAAUGCACGCUGAUGAUGUUGUAAUUGAAAAAACGACCUUUAGUAAGCAUAUUUCAAACAAAAAUUGCCUAGGAAACCUGUUUCUAAAACUAUGCAAGACCCACAGCUCUGAUAACCGCUUCUGAUUCACCAUUUUAUUUGACCGAGCUUUGAAAUCGGUAUAAGAGCAUAUUAUACCUUAUGAUGAAAAAAGAACCGGAAUUUUCAUUUUUUAAAUUCCCGCGCUUGUCCAAUCGGUAAACUUUUAUUCUCUCAACGUUGGCAACACUUUUAUACACAUUCUGUCAAAUUUUGACGCAUAUCUUACGAUUAGUUUUUGUUUGGCGUCUAUACAAAGAAGUUGAAAAAUUUUCGUGUGGCGAUUUUUAUAAUGGAUGAAAAUUUAGAACAACGUGCGUGCAUCAAAUUUUGUGUUGCAAAUGGAUUUAAGUGUUCCGUAAUGUUGAAAAUGUUAGAAAAGGCCUUUGGUGAAUCUUGUCUAGGAAAAACACAGGCAUACGAGUGGUUUAAACGCUUCAAAGGUGGUCGUACAAGCUUGGAUCAUGAUGAGAUCCCUGGCCGCCCAACAACAUCUGUUACUGAAGAAAACAUUGAAUCGGCGAAGCAAAUCGUGUUGCAAAAUCGUUCUGUACCGAUUAGAGAGAUUGCUGUGUUAUUCUGCAUCUCUUAUGGAUCAGCCGAACACAUUUUAACUGAUGUUUUGGGUUUGAAACGCGUCGCUUCUCGGCUGGUGACAAAAAAGCUGAAUUUCAUUCAAAAACAGCGUCGUGUUGAUGUGGCCAAAGAGAUGAUUUCCAACGCAGAUAGUGACCUCACAUUCAUCGAAUGCAUCAUAACUGGUGACGAGGUGUGGAUCAAUGAAUAUGACGUCGAAACCGCACAACAAUCGACCGAAGGGCGCUUCGAAGGCGAGCCGUUGUUCUAAAUUUUCAUCCAUUAUAAAAAUCGCCAAACGAAAAAUUUUCAACUUCUUUGUAUAGACGCCAGAUAAAAACUAAUCGUACGAUAUGCUUCAAAAUUUGACAAAAUGUGUAUAAAAGUGUUGCCAACGUUGAGAGAAUAAAAGUUUACCGAUUGGACAAGCGCGGGAAUUUUAAAAUGAAAAUUCCGGUUCUUUUUUUAUCAUAAUGUAUAUCUUUCAAACCUGGUAUUAAUUCUAGGGUGUGUUUCGGUCACUAGAUUCUGCUUCAUCGUUCGGUUCGGAUAUUUAUCAAUUCACAGCUCCAGUACCACCCGGAUCAUACUCAAGCGUUCAUAUGACCGCUUAUUCACAAUAGAAAAGAAAAAUGCCAACCUUUUCAUGAUAUUUCGAAUUGUUCUCGUCAGUGUCUCCAUAGGAAAUGCAUACAAUUAAUCACAGAAAACAGGCAUCCAAGUAGAGGUUUCAAUAUGUGUAAGAAAUUUAACGGUUGUUUUAAAAAGUAAUCACCAAGUAGCAAUUCGCCUAUAGAGGCGCUUCGAGCAGCCCAAUAAUCCCUUAUGGGAUCUUGUGUUCGAGCAUUCAUACAAUGGUAAUUAAUGCGUGCAAAGUCGUGCGUAACGGUGAUUUUUAACGGAUUUUUACUUGUAUGCUUUACACAGCUUUUUUGAAAAAGUUUGUACUAGCUUGGAUGUCUGUUCUCUGUGAAUCAAUGUUGUCAUUCCGUAACCGUUCUAUUCUGGUGAUGGUCGCGUAAUUGCACGUGUGCAUCGCACUUAUAUAUUAUUUUUCCGGCUACCUGCCACGACGCCAUCUUAAUUAGAUCAAAAUUGGACCUGAUUACAGCGGAAACAAUCAGUAAUACCUUACCUUACCUAACAGCUAUAGGCCUGGGGUGUCCUUUGCUGUAUCAAGAAUACGUCUCCACAUAACUCGGUCCAUGGCUGCUCGUCGCCAGCCACUCAAGGCACGGGUGCUGCUGAGAUCACCUUCCACUUGAUCGAUCCACCUUGCUCGCUGCGCUCCUCUUCUUCUUAUACCAGUCGAAUUAGAUGAUUGAAGAACCAUUUCAACUGGGCUGUCGUCCGACAUUCUUAUGACAUGCCCAGCCCAUCGUAGACGUCCGAUUUUAGCUGUCCGUCCGUGAUAGGUGGUUCUCCUAGCAGCUGUUGCAAUUCGUGAUUCAUACGCCGUCUCCACGUUCCGUCUUCCAUCUGCACUCCGCCAUAGAUGGUCCUCAGUACCUUUCUUUCAAAAACACUGAGGGCGCGUUGGUCCUCUGCCAACAUAGUCCAAGUCUCGUGGCUAUAGAGAACAACCGGUAUAAUGAGCGUUUUGUAGAUGGACAAUUUCGUGCGUUGGAGUACUUUUCUCGAUCGAAGGGUUUUUCUGAGUCCAAAGUACGCACGAUUCCCUGCCAAAAUACGUCUAUGAAUUUCUCUGCUGGUGUCAUCAUCGGUGGUCACCAGUGAGCCCAAAUACACGAACUCGUCAACCACCUCGAUAUCGUCACCGUCUAUCAAUAUUCGUGGUAGGAGGCGUAGUGUUUCUUCUCUAGAGCCUCUUCCUCUCAUGUAUUUUAUUUUCGACGCAUUUAUGGCCAGUCCGAUACGCCUAGCUUUAGCUUUCAGUCCGAUGUAGGUUUCCGUCAUCUUCUCAAGGUUACGUGUUACAAUAUCAAUAUCGUCAGCGAAGCCAAAAAGUUGUACGGACUUUCGGAAGAUAGUGCCACUCGUGUCGAUCCUCGCUCUUCGAAUCACACCUUCCAAGGCAAUAUUGAACAAGAUACAAGGGAGUCCAUCACCUUGCCGUAGCCCUCUCCGAGAUUCGAAGGGACUCGGACGUAGCACAUCACUCUAUCCAUCGUUACUUUGACCAAUCGCGUCAGUUUAUCCGGGAAACCGUAUUCGUGCAUGAUCUGCCAUAGCUGUUGUCGAUCGAUUGUGUCGUAUGCCGCUUUGAAGUCAAUGAAUAGGUGAUGCGUCGGUACGUUGUAUUCACGACACUUCUGGAGUACUUGUUUUAUCGCGAAUAUGUGAUCCGUAGUGGCGCGGGUUCCAGUAAAUCCCGCUUGGUAAGGCCCUACGAAUUCCUUGGCUAUUGGUGAUAGACGACGGCAAAGGAUUUGGGAGAGUACCUUGUAAGCGGCGUUCAGCAAUGUGAUUGCGCGAUAAUUGCAACAAUCUAGCUUAUCGCCCUUUUUGUAGACGGGACAUACCACUCCUUCCAUCCAUUCCUGCGGUAGAAUCUCCUCCUCCCAAAUCUUAGAAAUCAUCCAGUGCAGCGCUCUAGCCAGUGCCUCUCCUCCAUGUUUGAGCAGCUCGCCUGGUAACUGGUCAUUGCCUGCGGCUUUGUUGUUCCUCAGCUUGCCGAUCUCUUCACUUAUCUCCGUCAGAUCAGGUGCUGGGAAUCUGUCGUCGGCUGAGCGUGCACCCAGAUUGAUUCCUGUGUCGUUCUCUGUAUCCUGUGCUUCGCCAUUUAAAUGCUCGUCAUAGUACUGCUUCCACCUGUCGAUCACCUCACGUUCGUUCGUGAGAAGGUUACCACUGGUAUCUCUGCACAUUUCGGCCUGUGGCGUGAAGCCUCUACGUGAAUUUCCGUGUAUCAUUUGCGCGGUACAGCUGUUCCAUCGCUUCGCGAUCUUGAUCUUCCUGGUGGCUCUUUUUCCUCCGGAAAACCGUGUUCUGUCUGUUCCGUGCCUGUCUGUAUCGUUCCUCGUUCGCUGUAGUGCGGUGUUUCGGCAUCCUCGCCCUUGCUGCAUUCUUCUCUUCGACCAACUGCUGCUAUUCGCCGUCAAACCAGUCAUUUCCUCGAUUCGAUAACCUCGUACCUAGAACGGUUGAAGCAGUGCUACUCACGACGGAUGCUAUAUUCCUCCAGCCGUCUUCAAGAGUCGCCGCGCCAAGCUGCUCUUCCGUUGGUAGCACUUGCUCCAGUUGUUGCGCGUAUUCCUCUACAGUACGCACGCUACGUGCUCGAGAUUGAAUCCCGGAGUUCCUGUGCGACGAUUGUUGUGCACCGUCGAUAGUUUUGGGCGCAUACAAACUGCAACAAGGUAGUGGUCAGAAUCAAUGUUGGCACUGCGGUAGGUGCGGACAUUGAUGACGUCGGAGAAGAAUCGCCCGCCGAUGAGAACGUGGUCGAUUUGAUUUUUCGUAUGUUGAUCAGAUGAUCUCCAGGUGGUUUUGUGGAUAUCUUUGCGGGGGAAGAAGGUGCUUCGAACUACUAUUCCUCGGGAGGCUGCAAAGUUCACGCAUCGUUGGCCGUUGUCGUUUGUUACCUCGUGCAGGCUCUCCAGCCCGAUCACAGGCCUGUACUUUGUCUCCCGGCCUACCUGAGCAUUCAUGUCGCCGAUGGCAAGUUUUACAUCCCGCCGUGGACAGCUGUAGUAGGUUCGUUCCAGCUGCGCGUAGAAUGCUUCCUUCUCGUCAUCGGGUCUCGUCUCAUGUGGGCAGUGCACGUUGAUGAUGCUGUAAUUGGCCCUUGAUCUUCAAUACGCACAUUCUAUCACUGAUUGGCUGCCACCCAAUCACGCGCUGGCGCAUCUUGCCCAACACUACGAAUCCCGUUCCUAGAACGCUCUGGUAGAAGGUAGCCGCUCGAUGCAAACUUUUCCACACCUUCUGUCCCGUUCAACAAAGUUCCUGCAUUGCUACGACAUCGAAGCCGCGGAUUUGAAGCUCAUCAUGCAGCAUUCGGUCGUAUCCUGGGAAGCCAAGAGAUUUGCAGUUCCAUGUGCCAAGCUUCCAAUCGUAGUCCUUAUUUCGUCGCGUAGGUCUUUGCCGAUUAUUCCGAGUCGUAUUUUUAUCCUGAUUUUGCGUAACAAGUGUUUUCCGAACGGCUUGUUAGGCCUGCACCAACCUCCUGUCUCGCCGGAGGGCCAUCGUGUCAGCACUGUUUAGAGUCCCACACUGGCACAAGGACGGUAAUCAGCCGCUCCUAACAUGGAGAACAGAUGCUGUUUCGAGCCGCCCCAACAUGGGGAACAGACGCUCCGGUAGGCUUGCUCUCUGUAAAGAGAAAGCAAGCCCCCCUUCCCUGUCAGCAUACGACCAAGGUCCCACCGGGGUUGGUUAUCCGAUCUUUCCUAUAGUUACUCGUACCCCAGUCGGCGCCGCGGGGAGGUAGGGAUAGGAGUUACUGGACAAGAGACUAUCAACCACAUUGGGGCCUGAAUUGCGCAUUGUCCAGUCGUUUACCAACCAACAAUCAGUAAUGCAAUCGUUUUAUGGUUUACCUAGUUUGAAGCACGUGAUUAUUGAGUCGAUUCUAUCACAAUAACUUGUCGAUUUGCCUAAAAUACAGGAGAUACAGUUUUGGGACAUCAAGUGGAAGAUUUUACACUAAAAUUACAUAACCUCACAAAAUGAGCCGAAUGAACAUCGUUUGUCAGCUAUGAGUGAUUUGUUUACAUGUUCAUUCUGCAUCAUUCCAUCAGACCCUGUCAGCUUGGAGUGAAAUCAAUCUUCACUUCCGCAACGCCAUCGCACGGCAUCACAUUCAAAAAUAUCAUAUCAAUAAUAUGGAUGCGCGGUGCUACUAUUUUGGAUAUCUUGUUAAUCUUGUUAAUAUGAUGUCGUUGAUUCCAUGCUAUUAGGUUUUGUACGAACAUAACAUAACCUCACAAAAAUGAGCAAAAUGAAUCAUUUUUGACAGCUAUCAGUGGUUUGUUUAUGUGUUCAUUGCGUUCAUUCUAAUUUGAAUACUUGUUAAUAGAUAUGUAAACGAACCACUGAUAGCUGUCAAAAGAUGAACUUGAUUCAUCUGCAGUUCAUUGGUUUGCACGAACAUGCCAUAACCUCACAAAAUGAACAGAAUGAACUUUUUUUAAAAGUUCAUCAGAGGUUCAUCGUUCGAAUGUAAAAAUUACACACUAAACAGAUUCACACAUAUAUCGCUCCUUGAUGUUGAUGUCCGCAUACAGGGCAAUCUUUUUAGUUCUUUUCACUGCGGAAUACGUUUUUAACAGGCACUUUUUCGUCAUUUUCUCAAUUUUUAACUUGCAGUCGCAAAACAAAACAAGUACACGGCAACUGUCAAAGAUGAAUUUGAUUCAUCGGCAGUCGUCAUCGUGCAAAACCUAAUGUUUGUUUACAGUUUAAAAGUUCAUCAGUUGUUCAUCAUUCGAAUUUUAAAAAUGGAAGUCGCCUCACACUAAACAGAUUUAUACAAAUAUCACUCCUUGAUGCUGGUAACGCAUACAGGGCAAUCGUUUUAGUUCUUUUCACUGUGGAACACGUUUUUAACAGGCAUUUUGCCGUCAUUUUGCAAUUUUUUAUUUGCAGUCGCAAAAUAAAACAAACACACGGCAGCUGUCAAAGAUGAACUUGAUUCGUCGGCAGUUCAUAGGUUUACACGAACAUGACAUAACCUCAUAAAAUUAACUUUUUUGACAGCUACCGGUGGUUUGUUUACAGUCUAAAAGUUCAUCAGAGGUUCAUCGUUUGAAUUUAAAAAUUGCACGUCGCCUCACACCAGUGGCGUAACGAGAAAAUUUGGCGCCCGGGGCAAAAUAAGAUUUGCCGCCCCCAUCAGAUACGUCAACGUCUCACACUAAACAGAUUUAUACAAAUAUCGCACCUUGAUGCUGGAAACGCAUACCGGGAAAUCUUUUUAGUACUUUUCAUUAUGGAACACAUUUUUAACAGGCACUUUUUCGAUAUUUUGCAAUUUUUAAUUUGCAGUCACAAAACAAAACAAAUCACCGGUAGCUGUCAAUAUUCAUCGACAGUUCAUUUGUGUCGUCAUCGUGCAAAAUCUGAUUUGAGAGCCGCGAUUUGUAACAAAACAUCGCAGUGUUUGGGGCCCAAAACGCGAGGGGCUCAACGUAAGCGAUGUACUUUCAAAUGGCUGGUGCUAACAUACCGGUGUCAUAUGUCUGUUAUGUUUGUUUUCAUCACGAAAUAUGCUGGCCACCAAUUUUUCAUUGGGGACGUCGUUCUUUUUUCAUCGGACAUAGAAACCUCUAUUUGGUUGUACAAGAUGACAUCACAAAUGAACUCUUUAUCAAUAAAAUUCAUGCCUGACAUGUACCGUGAUUUGUUUACAUUUUCAAUAACACGUAUUCAAAUUAGAAUGAAAAGGUAACGAAAUCAACGGUAGCUGACAAAUAAUCUGCGAAUGUUUUGAGGUUAUGUGAUGUUCGUUGUAAAACCCAAUUAGGUUUUUUACUGUCACGGCUAACCUCAAUCAGAUGAACACAUUUUGACAACUCAGCGAUACUGUUUGUAAACAGAUUUUUUUGUUUGUCUGUUGACAAACGGUCCCCGGUCCAUAUCGCCUAAAUAAAGUUUCAAAACAUUUGCUAACGAUUCGAUGAAGUUCGUUUCAGAUAUUUAUUUAAUGAAAGUAACUAGUUGUGAAGUGUAAAUAUGAUUGUUUGAGAUGUGUUCCUCGAUUUUGUUUAAACUUUAACUGCUAAGGAUGAUAAAUUGAUAAUCCACGACGAAAAUCGUAAUAAAUCAUUGCACGAAAAUGUUCACGAUUCAAUUCCACUCGCUGUAAACAAAACAAAUAGCGUUCAAAUGACAGUGUUUUCGAAACACGGAAUUAUUAUGGAAAUCGGUUGAACAGAGUAGAGUUCUGGAUUUUUCGAACUGUUUCGGUUGCAAAACAAUGCUUUGGACUUCAUAUUUACUUCAUGGACAGAUUAUUCCAAACAGUAAUCAACUCCCACUAUAAAAACAAAACAAACCAUUGCCGGUGAUCCUUACAACACUUUUAUUUCACCUUGCAGUUAUAUUGAUUUCAAUGCGUAAUGUCAAACCAAAUCACUAUCAAAACAUUCUAAAACUAAUCACUGGAAGCGCUGAAACAGAGUGAAUAAAGGGCCCGGGCUCGAAGAGCAUUUUAAGCAGCUUGAAGUUUUAUAUGGAAGACGGAUAAUAGAACUGAAACUGUAACAAACGUAUCACUGGCAAGUCAUUUUUUUAUUCGAAUAGUUCUACUGUCCAAUUUAAAACUAGCAUAGGCAGCCAUUUUAUUUUUUCUAUCAGCCAUUCGAUAACGUAAUCGACAAUAAUAUUUUAAAUAACACCUUGAAUUUUCUCGGAGUUUCCUGAGGUCAUGUCGAAAAUCUUAGACGAUUUGAUUACUAUUUGAAUGGCAAAAGAAAGGCAUUAUCACACCACUAAGUGAAUAAGGAACAGAUUUUUCAUAUUGGAAACACGAGUAAACACUGUUGAAGUUGACAAGUUUUUUUUCUUCUAUACUCAAAUGUUAAAAGUGUUAUAGAUCAUGCAUCUACAACUAGGUAGAACACUCUUGAAUAUGAUAAAAAAUUUGAAUAGUUCCGUAAAGUGUCGAAUUUAUACAAUAAACAGCAAUCAGCAUUACGUAAUGGGCAAUAUUAGAGUGACGAAAUCAAUAAAGCAAAAUAUGUCAUCAGAAAUGUUAGCGACAGGACGUUUGCUAAUGUAGAAUGAUUCUGACUGAAAGCAACCGUCACUCACCUUAGGUUGAUGUCAGAUUGAGCGCGGAACGCGGAGCGUCGAGGCGCGCGUGCGAGCAAGUUGCAUUUGAUAAAAGCAAACCUGUCAAAGUGAAUGCGAUGCGAAAACAGUACAUCGCAUUGAAUCGCUUCGCUUCGGUCCGCGUUCCGCGCUCACUCUGACAUCAACCUUACGGUUCAUCUAGACAAGCUUCUCGCAGCCUUCUUGAUUAUUUAUUUUAUAAUUUUUCAGUACACUACUUUGAAAAUACGAAGUUGAAGUGAGUUUCAAAAAAAAUUGUUUUGUUACUAGCUGACAAUUGAAACAUGUUUUUCUCUCAUGUAAGAAUUUAACAUAACUUAUUCGGUUUUGGUUUAUGCUGAAUAGAUAGCGUUUGAUUUUAGAACACGAUCUGGAACAAUCGAAGGAAUGUGCAGACAAAUUGUUAUUUCUAUUUGCAAUUUUCUAAUUUUUAUCAUUCAAUCCAGGAAUGAAAUUUUGAAUGUACAAUUUUAUAAUUUAGAAAUAGAGUGUAGGUUAAAAAGUCUUCGAGUUAAAUAUGCAAAACUUUUGUUAACUAAUAGUUAUAAAUUAAUCUCUAUUUUCCUAAUUUUGAAAGCAACAUUUCGUCAACGGUCCAUAAAAAACACAUUGAAAGCGAUAGACGAAUGAAACGAUUAUGUAUAGUCAAAUAAGGUUAAAUUUAAAAAGCCUAAUUCUUACUUAUUGUCAUCGAACUCCGUUGUUAUUUUCUAUCGGUAGUAUGAUAGAGACAUUUGAGUUUUUUUUUAUUUUAUUCCAUUUGGGAGCUUUUUCGCUUUUUCAUUCAGAACAAUCUGUUUCUCAUUGGGUAUUAAACUAAGUUGAUAAAAAUAAAGAGUUAAACGGCAAUUAAGUUGGUUAGAUUUGUAAAAGUAGACAUUAGUUGAUUCAUGCGAUAGUGGUUUCUCCCUUUUCGUACACUGUAAAUUGGGUGCUACUAGAAAUUGAAUAUUUCAAUAGUACUCAGAAUGGAAAUAUAAAAACAAACAACUAAAAUUUGGCUUGAAAUUACUUCUUCCUUAUAUUACCGAGAUUUUGAUUGACUUUGUGCACUUUGCCUUGAUUCUGAGUGGAUUUUACUAAACAUCCCAUUAAAAAGCAUAAACUCAGAAUCCAAGUGGAGAAGUGAAAAUUUUUCCAAUUAUUUUUAAAUAGACAAAA
Malaya genurostris is the source of this 15347-nucleotide messenger RNA. Its product is annotated as protein-glucosylgalactosylhydroxylysine glucosidase-like. Gene Ontology annotation, biological process: carbohydrate metabolic process. Gene Ontology annotation, molecular function: catalytic activity. The transcript is spliced from 6 exons. The record is from RefSeq and is a predicted model, not a curated record. Bases 771 to 3077 code for a protein of 768 amino acids. NCBI's taxonomy places the organism in Eukaryota, Metazoa, Arthropoda, Insecta, Diptera, Culicidae.